AUGGUCGUUGAUGAUAAUGUUGACCGCAGUAGUUGGAUUCAGCGGAUGGAUCGUAUGGUCGAAUUACGCGAUAUUGUCAAUCACCGUAUUCGACGAUCCUCUAAACGAUACGCGGCCUAUUAUAACCAUAAAAGACGUAAUAUUUUGUUUGAAGUAGGUGAUCAAGUCUAUAAACCUACUCACGUCUUGUCGAAAAAAAGUGAGCAGGUUGUGGGUAAAUUAGCACCGCGCUAUGCGGGCCCAUAUGUCAUCUCGAAGGUAGUUACUCUAGUUAUCGUGGAAAUGGAGACCCCCGAGGGCAAAUAUAUUGGUCGUAGCCAUGUAAAAUUUUUAAAAUUAGUUAAGCGAGCCGAAAAUGUCCAUCAGGGGCAAGCCGACGCAAUCGCAUGGAUAAAUGCUUUAUCUAUCACUACUACUUGA
Messenger RNA from Microplitis demolitor, 420 nucleotides. RefSeq lists its product as uncharacterized. NCBI's taxonomy places the organism in Eukaryota, Metazoa, Arthropoda, Insecta, Hymenoptera, Braconidae. The coding region runs from base 1 to 420 and encodes 139 amino acids. The record is from RefSeq and is a predicted model, not a curated record. The transcript has a single exon.